GGCUCCUGGAAGUUGAGAGAGUAGCGACGCGAAGGUGGUAGCUGCCGCUGCGACCGCCGCGGGAUAAUAAGCCGGGUAGAGUUGCUGAGGAUCUGCCAUACUUAUUGAUUAACUAUGGAAGAUUAUACCAAAAUAGAGAAAAUUGGAGAGGGUACCUAUGGAGUUGUGUAUAAGGGUAGACACAAAACUACAGGUCAAGUGGUAGCCAUGAAGAAAAUCAGACUAGAAAGUGAAGAGGAAGGGGUUCCUAGCACUGCAAUUCGGGAAAUUUCUCUAUUAAAAGAACUUCGUCAUCCAAAUAUAGUCAGUCUUCAAGAUGUGCUUAUGCAAGAUUCCAGGUUAUACCUCAUCUUCGAAUUUCUUUCCAUGGACCUCAAGAAAUAUUUGGAUUCUAUUCCUCCUGGUCAGUUCAUGGAUUCUUCACUUGUUAAGAGUUAUUUAUACCAAAUCCUCCAGGGGAUUGUGUUUUGUCACUCUAGAAGAGUUCUUCACCGAGACUUAAAACCUCAAAAUCUCCUAAUUGAUGACAAAGGAACAAUUAAACUGGCUGAUUUUGGCCUCGCCAGAGCUUUUGGAAUACCUAUUCGGGUAUAUACACAUGAGGUAGUAACACUCUGGUACAGAUCCCCAGAAGUAUUGCUGGGGUCAGCUCGUUACUCAACUCCAGUUGACAUUUGGAGUAUAGGCACCAUAUUUGCAGAAUUAGCAACUAAGAAACCACUUUUCCAUGGUGACUCAGAAAUUGAUCAACUCUUCAGGAUUUUCAGAGCUUUGGGCACUCCCAAUAAUGAAGUGUGGCCAGAAGUAGAAUCUUUACAGGACUAUAAGAAUACAUUUCCCAAGUGGAAACCAGGAAGUCUAGCAUCCCAUGUCAAAAACUUGGAUGAAAAUGGCUUAGAUUUGCUCUUGAAAAUGUUAGUCUAUGAUCCUGCCAAACGAAUUUCUGGCAAAAUGGCAUUGAAUCAUCCAUAUUUUAAUGAUUUGGACAAUCAGAUUAAGAAGAUGUAACUUUCUGACAAAAAGUUUCCACGUUCCAGAUAGCUGUAUUUUUUACUGUUAACUCUAUUUUUGUCUUGUAUAUUUUACUUUUCUUUGUUGUAAAACUUAUGCUGUACUUCAUCUUCUAAUUUCGAAAAUAUAACUUAAAAAUGUAAAAA
Otolemur garnettii (small-eared galago) is the source of this 1157-nucleotide messenger RNA. Its product is annotated as cyclin-dependent kinase 1-like. Gene Ontology annotation, cellular component: nucleus. NCBI's taxonomy places the organism in Eukaryota, Metazoa, Chordata, Mammalia, Primates, Galagidae. Gene Ontology annotation, molecular function: cyclin-dependent protein serine/threonine kinase activity; RNA polymerase II CTD heptapeptide repeat kinase activity; ATP binding. The transcript is spliced from 2 exons. Gene Ontology annotation, biological process: G2/M transition of mitotic cell cycle; mitotic G2 DNA damage checkpoint signaling; protein phosphorylation. The record is from RefSeq and is a predicted model, not a curated record. Bases 115 to 1008 code for a protein of 297 amino acids.